AUGUGGGACCUCAUGGUUGAAAAGCGUGUGGAUAAACCCCCACUACUAUGGGCACCUUCACAGGCCAAACUCCCUAUGGCUGAGACCAAGCCCCACGGGGUCAGGCCCCACAUCUGCUGCUUGCCCCCUCCGCGCCCCCCCACCUCUCUCGGCAGUGCCCCACUUCUGCUCAGAGCCGAGCCCCGAUGGGGCGGGCCGCGGCCGAGCCAGCCCGCGGCCACCGAGCCCUGCGCAGCCGAGCGGGGCAGAGACAGCCCCCGGGAGCCCACCGACCCGUGUCCGUCUGAGCCAGCCCGUGACGGCGGCUGGCUGAGCACCGACGAGUCCUCUGGCUACGAGAGCGAGAGCGCGGGCGGGGAGCAAGCGGUGGCGGGCGGGACCCGCGGGCGGCAGCGGCGGGCGCGGACCGCCUUCACCUCGGAGCAGCUCUGCCGGCUGGAGAAGACCUUUCAGCGCCAGAAGUACUUGGGAGCCUCGGAGCGGAGGAAGUUGGCGGCUGCUUUGCAGCUCUCGGAGAUCCAGAUCAAGACGUGGUUUCAGAACCGGAGGAUGAAAUUGAAAAGGCAAAUACAGGACCACCAGCACAGUCUCAUAUCUCCUGCUCCACUUCACACCUAUCCCCCGGGGGCCCCACCAGCUUUCUUCCAGGAUAGUCUGCACUACCCCUUUGGUCCACAGCAGCACAGACUCCUGCCUCUUACCCCGGUGCCUGCUGUGCAGUUCAGCUUCUCCUUUCCCAUAUAUAAUACAUCGCAAAGAACCUUCCCCUUUGUGGCAAAUGAGCUGUCAUGCUACCGUCAACACUUUCUUCCUCAUCCUUCUUUCCAUCCAGUUAUUCAGAACAAAAUGGACAAGCAAUUCCACCCUGUGUGUACAUUAUAG
Colius striatus (speckled mousebird) is the source of this 882-nucleotide messenger RNA. Its product is annotated as homeobox protein vent1-like. The transcript has 4 exons. Lineage: Eukaryota; Metazoa; Chordata; Aves; Coliiformes; Coliidae. The record is from RefSeq and is a predicted model, not a curated record. Gene Ontology annotation, biological process: cell differentiation; regulation of transcription by RNA polymerase II. Gene Ontology annotation, cellular component: nucleus. Gene Ontology annotation, molecular function: DNA-binding transcription factor activity, RNA polymerase II-specific; RNA polymerase II cis-regulatory region sequence-specific DNA binding. The coding region runs from base 1 to 882 and encodes 293 amino acids.